UCUCACCUGUUAUCGCUAUAGAAAUUAAAUUUUGGGCGUUUUGAUUUUUCCCGAAUCAAAUUUAUCAAUGGCAAGAGCUGCGGCCAAACGCCUCUUUUCUCUCUAUUCCUGCAAGACUAGAAAUUUAUUCCAUCAUUUCCGUCCUGCCCUAGCUCGUACAACUUCCGCGUUACAAAUUCCUAGCCAUGGACAAUUGCCGCAGCGCGAGCUUAUCCUGUUUACCAAAUUUGGCGUUUCCCCCUAUUUUCGUGGACAUUGCUUUUGCUCCUUGUCGGAAAAUGAUAAUCUUACCCUCGAUUCAACUCAAAUUGUUGAAAAUAAAGCGGAAGCGAAUGAUCUUGAUGGAGAAGAAAUGAUAUUUGAGCCUGAAAAUGAAUGUACGGGGCUGGAGGAAAAGACCUUGAAUUUUGUUGAGAUAUCGCUUAAGGAUCCAUUAGACAUAUAUAAAGAGCUUAAAGAUGCCCCGGGUUCGAAGAUGCAGUCCCGCAGUGAUUGGGAUACCGUGAACGAGAUUUUUAGGUGUUUUUGUCAGUCUGGUUGGGCUUCGAACCAGGCUCUGGCCGUUUAUAUUGGUGCCUCAUUUUUCCCCCUUGCUGGGAGAAAGUUUGCCGCUUUUUUCAAGAAGAAAUGUAGCAAUGAUUUGGUUAAGUACUUGGUAUCAGUCGGUCCUGGCGAUCAAGCUGAUAAGUUUUUGUUCCCAAUCUUUGUGGAAUAUUGCAUGGAAGAGUUUCCUGAUGAAAUUAAGAGGUUUAGGGGAAUGGUGGAGUCUGCGGACAUGACUCAACCGCACACUUGGUUCCCAUUUGCUAGAGCAAUGAAGCGGAAGAUUGUUUAUCACUGUGGUCCUACUAACAGUGGCAAAACAUAUAAUGCACUGCAAAGGUUUAUGGAGGCAAAGAAAGGGGUCUAUUGUAGUCCUCUUAGGUUGUUAGCCAUGGAGGUUUUUGAUAGGGUGAAUGCAUCGGGUGUUUAUUGCAGUCUAGUCACAGGGCAGGAGAAGAAGGAAUUUCCUUUCUCGAACCAUGUUGCUUGCACUGUUGAGAUGGUAUCAACAGAUGAGCUAUAUGAAGUGGCUGUUAUUGAUGAGAUUCAGAUGAUAGCUGAUCCUUACAGGGGUUAUGCAUGGACUAGAGCAUUGCUAGGCCUGAAAGCUGACGAGAUCCAUUUAUGUGGCGAUCCAAGUGUUUUGGAUGUGAUUCGGAAAAUUUGUUCAGAUACUGGGGAUGAACUUGUGGAACAGCGCUAUGAGAGAUUUAAGCCUCUUGUGGUUGAGGCAAAGACCCUCAUAGGAGAUUUGAAAAAUGUGAAGUCAGGAGACUGUAUUGUUGCAUUCUCGAGGAGAGAAAUAUUUGAGGUUAAAUUAGCAAUUGAGAAAUAUACAAAACACCGUUGCUGUGUGAUCUAUGGUGCCUUGCCACCAGAAACUCGCCGCCAACAAGCGUCCCUGUUUAACGAGCAAGAUAAUGAAUAUGACAUCUUGGUAGCAAGUGAUGCUGUGGGCAUGGGAUUAAAUUUAAAUAUCCGAAGGGUUGUCUUUUAUAACCUCACUAAGUACAAUGGUGAUAAAAUGGUCCCAGUUCCAGCAUCACAGGUGAAACAGAUCGCUGGAAGAGCUGGUCGGAGAGGCAGUGUGUAUCCUGAUGGACUGACCACUACCCUUCAUCUAGAUGAUUUGGAGUACUUGAUUGAGUGCUUGAAGAAGCCUUUUGAUGUGGUUAAACGAGUCGGCCUUUAUCCAUUCUUCGAGCAAGUUGAGCUAUUUGCAGCACAACUUCCUGAUCUUAAAUUUCCCAAGCUCCUUGAGAAAUUUAGUGAGAACUGCCGCCUUGAUGGGUCUUAUUUUCUGGCUCAGAAUAUGCACAUAAGGAAAAUAGCUAAUAUGCUGGAGAGGAUUCAGGGGUUAUCACUGGAAGACCGAUUCCACUUUUGCUUUGCCCCAGUGAAUAUCAGGGACCCUAAAGCAAUGUUCCAUCUGAUGAAGUUUGCUCAUUCAUAUGCUCAGGAGCUUCCAGUCAAUAUAGCUAUGGGUAUGCCCAAAUGUGCUGCUCGUAAUGAUGCAGAGCUUUUGGACCUUGAGACUAGGCACCAAGUGGUGUCAAUGUAUUUGUGGUUGUCUAAUCACUUUGAAGAGGAACAAUUUCCAUAUGUUAAGAAGGCUGAAUCAAUGGCUACAGAUAUCGCUGAGUUGUUGGGUGAGUCACUUCUCAGGGCAUGCUGGAAACCAGAAUCAAGAGGUGCACCAAAAUCAAAGCCACAAGAGAAGCAAGAUGGGAAUGCACAAACAUUGAAGGCAUUAGAGAAGGAAGAUGGUUAUCAAAGGCCAUUGUCGAUCAUCAAAUUACGUGAACAGUAAAGGAUGGGAAAUCUCAGACUACACAAAAACCGGAGAAAGUAACAUCAUAAAUCUCGGUUAUGAGGUCAUGUUAGCCUUCGCUGCUAGGAACUGUAAAUUUGGAAUUCAAGAUCGGAACUGCAGAGAAGUGAAUACAACAGAUUUAUCAGUGUUGUGAUUGAUUAAGAUUGAUAGCUACGAGCUCUGUUCUUCUUAUUUAUCAGUUGCACCACAAAUUUCAAGAACAAAAGUUCAAGGUUGGAAGACAAACUCAGGUAGUCAUCCCUCUCAAGUUCAAUGUGUAAAAAAGAAAGGGAUGUGAGUGACUAGAAUUGUUAAAUUUUUUAGUUAUCUUCUCCUUUACUUUAUGAGGUGUAUCUUUUCUUGAUUUAGGGGAAAUUUUGGUGAACCAAAAGAGUUUUUUUGUGAUCUGAGUAGGGGGUAGCGAAGCAUGUAGCAAACACUAGCAUAGGAAUUACCUAAUUAUAUUUUGUACUCAAGUUUCAUA
Salvia hispanica is the source of this 2840-nucleotide messenger RNA. Its product is annotated as ATP-dependent RNA helicase. NCBI's taxonomy places the organism in Eukaryota, Viridiplantae, Streptophyta, Magnoliopsida, Lamiales, Lamiaceae. Gene Ontology annotation, molecular function: hydrolase activity, acting on acid anhydrides; RNA helicase activity; ATP binding. Gene Ontology annotation, cellular component: mitochondrial degradosome. Gene Ontology annotation, biological process: mitochondrial RNA 3'-end processing. The record is from RefSeq and is a predicted model, not a curated record.